UUUUAAUCUUCUACUCUGUGCUCUGAUUGUCACAAAGGGUUAAGCUGAGAGAGUCGGGAUUUCUAGAGCGACACUUCGGAUGAAAUUGUUAUUGAAGGCCCUCUUCCUUUUCUCCCCCUUAGCGACUCUAUGGUGCUUUUCUUUGCUGCAAAGUAGAGGCUGGAAAAAGAGAUUUUCAGCUCCUGGGAGGGAAUCCGAGGCCUUGUAAAAAAUCCUGGACCUGGCAGUUGACAUAACCGAGAAACAUGGGAUAGCAGUGUGUGAGUGACCCCUGCCAAGCCCUGGAGUUAAGAGAGGUGAUGGCAUCCGAACGCAGGAACGCAGCUGUCUGGGCCGUCCCCCGAGAUGCCCUGAUGGAGGACACAGUGAAGAUGGAGGCCCAGGAGGAGGAAGGAACAGGCCCCUUGGCCGUCCGCUCAGGGAGCCUCAAGGAAUUGUGGGAAGGGCCCAUAACAGAGCACAUUAAGCAGGAACCCGAGGAAGGGCCUCGGGAGGAGUGCUGGGAAGCUCAGUGUCAGGGGCUCCUGAAGGCUGUGCGGUCUCCGCAGCCUGAACCAGGAAGCCUGCAGCUGGACAGCAAUGGCCCAAGGGACACUCAGGCUUCCUUUGGAGGGCGAUCAGACAUCGGGCUGCAGUCUGGGCGAGGCAGGGUGAUCCGCCAUCUGCCUGGCCCUGGAGGAGACGUCCCCCAGCCCACCCACAGCGUUUUGGCCCUGGAGCGUGGGGAAGUGAAGAAGGAGGCUCCCAGCCAGGAGGUGGAGCGCCUGUGCUUCAGGCAGUUCCUCUACCAGGAGGCCGAGGGGCCGCGAGAUCUCUGUGGGAUGCUGUGGAGGCUCUGCCACCGGUGGCUGCAGCCAGAGAGGCGCACCAAGGAGCAGAUGCUGGAGCUGGUGAUCCUGGAGCAGUUCCUGGCUGUCCUGCCCCCGGAGAUGCAGAACUGGGUCAGAGAAGGCGGGCCGGAGACUUGCGGUCAGGCAGUCGGCCUGGCAGAGGAUUUCCUGGAGAGGCAGCAGGAGAACGAGCAUGAAAUACAACAGGUCCUCUGGCCCUUCAAGGAGAAAGCGGAUGAUUCCCCUGAGGCUGAUGGGGCUCUGUCAGACUCUGGCGAGUGGCCGCUCAUCAGAGUGGUCAAGCAGGAGGAUACAGCUGCUGAUGCCCCUUGGCUGGAUGGUGAGGAGGAGGAGAUCGUGCCAGUCAAUCCUGAAGAAGCAGAACCACGUUGCAUACUGCCAGAGAGAGCAGAACAGACUGUAUCCCGAUAUGCUGACUGGGUAGAAGCAUCUGAAAACCAGCAGGAAACUCACCCCCAUAAUGAAGAAGGCAAAUCCAUUCAUUUCCAGCUCCCUGCCAUGCCAGUCCAGCAAAGAUUCCUCAAGGGUGAGACAUGCGCUGAGUGUGGAAAGUCCUUUCGCUGCAAGGAGGAGCUCACAGAACACCAGAGAAUGCACUCAGGAGAUAAACCCUACAUCUGCUCUGACUGUGGGAAGAGCUUCUGCAGGAGGAAUGUCCUGGUUGCCCAUCAGAGAAUCCACACCGGGGAGAAGCCCUUCAACUGCCCGGACUGCGGGAAAAACUUCAACCAGCGAUCGCAUCUUACGGCACAUGAGAGAACCCACACGCAAGAGAAGCCCUUUGCUUGCCUGGACUGCGGACAGAGCUUUAGCAGGCGUACUGGGCUUGUGGCUCACCAGAGGAUCCACACGGGAGAGAAGCCCUAUCACUGCCAAGACUGCGGGAAAAGUUUCAGGCAGAGGUUCGAUCUUAUUCGGCACCAGAGAAUCCACACAGGAGAGAAGCCGCACGAGUGCCCCGAUUGCGCCAAAAGCUUCAGGAACAAAUCCGCUUUCCUUGUGCACAGAAGGAUCCACACCGAGGAGAAACCGUACCCGUGCUCUGGGUGCGGGAAGAACUUCCGGCAUCGCACGAACCUCCUCGCGCACGAAAGGAUCCACACGGGAGAGAAGCCGUACAAGUGCGGAGAGUGCGGGAAGAGUUUUGGCGACGGGUCGUCCCUCAUGAAACACAAGCGAGCCCACACGGGCGAGAAGCCGUACGAGUGUGCCGAGUGCGGGAAAUGUUUCUCUCAGAACGCCGGCCUGGUUCAGCACGAGAAGAUCCACACGGGAGAAAAACCCUUCCAGUGCCCAGACUGCCCCAAAAGCUUCCGGGACAAGUCGGCCUUCGUCGUUCACCACAGGACGCACACGAGGGAGAAACCGUUUCAGUGCUUGGCCUGCGAGAAGAGCUUCAGCCAUCGCUCCAACCUUCUCAAGCACGAAAGAACCCACACUGGGGUAAAGCCAUACAAGUGCCUGGAGUGCGGAAAGGGCUUCACUCAGAAGCCAAAUCUCCUUGUACACGCGAGAAGCCAUUUGAAAGAGGAAGGGGAGAUUGGCUCAGAGGGUGGGGAAAACUACCUCACUGGGCAACCCCAGCUGGAAAAUAAAAUAAGGUCCUGAGUCUGCUUUUAGAGAUCUCUAUUUUGUUACCAUUUGCCACUGUUAUUGAGUGGCAAAGAGGAAAAUCAGGAGAAGAAUGUGCUUUUUAUCUGUGGCAUAAAAGGAAGGGGAGGGUGCCAGGCUGCAGUCAAAUCUCAUAGCAUAUGGAGAGACCACCUUGAAAAGGUCCUUUCCGUAUCAUUCAGUAAUUAAAUCCUGUAGGAAUAAAAGAGCCACUUAAGAAUACAGUCGUACCUUGGAUCUCAAACACCUUGGCUCCCAAACUAUCAAAACCUGGAAGUGAGUGUUCCGGCUUUCAAACGAUUUUUGGAAGCCGAGUUUGUGGCAUGGCUUCCGCAGCUUCCGAUUGGCUGCAGGACGUUCCUGCAGCCAAUCGGAAGCCGCACCUUGGUUUUUGAACAGUUCGAGGAGUCGAAUGGACUCCCGGAACGCAUUCUGUUCGAGAACCAAGGUACAACUUUAUCAGGAAAGCCAACGGUCUAUUUAGUCCUACAUCAAGUUUUGCACAGCUUAGUUUAGUUUCUUCUUCAAAUGUCGCUGUCUCAGGAAGCUUUGCCCCAAAGCCACUCACAAUGAACAUUAACGUCUUCUCAAUAUACAUUACAGUUAAUUUAUUUUAAAACAAAAACAAAAACCUGCCAAUUUGCUGCAACAAAUGUCAACGAAUUCAGAUGCAACCAAAUCAACACGGUACAUUUAGUAUCACAGUAAAAUAAUAUAGGCUUAAUCCUCAAGUGCAGAGGUUACUGAAGUAAAUACAAAAGAAUGAACCUGAUUUGAGUCAUGCUGCCCUCCAAGGAGACAACAGUUCAUGCCAACAAAUGCCAGUCAGGUCAGGGUGUGUUGGAAUUUCAGGCUAGAUCAAGGGUGGCAAACCUGCGGCCCUCCAGGUGUUCCUGAACUACAGUUCCCAUCACCCCUGGGCAUUGGCUGCACUGCUUGCGGCUGCUGGGAGUUGUAGUUCAUCAACAUCUGGAAGGCCUCAGGUUAGCUAUUCCUGGGAUGGAUGGUUCAUUGUUGCUUCCUUCGUGUCUCUCAAGAGGAAGCUGACAGCAGCCAAAGGCAGGUGCUGGGGAGGAGGGCAAGUUGGCAAUUAUUUUUCCUUGCCCUACCAGGGGCUUCAUCUCAUAGUAUUGGCCUUACUAUAUAGUGGCCAGAUGCUUCUAGGAAAUCCACACAUAGGGGGCAUGGAAUUGGGGCAAUUUUGCUGGCAAUGUUUCCUGUCUUCAUGAGUACAGCAAAAGGCUUAGCAAACAAAUCAAACGAACCUGAGGAGCUGGGGAUCCUGAGUUGUUUUCAUCCUGAAGGUGAAAGGUUGUUUUCUGUUGCUCCAGAGAAGCAGACACGGAGCAAUGGAUUCAAUCUACAAGAAAGAAGAUUCCACCUAAACAUUAGGAAGAACUUCCUGACAGUGAGAGCUGUUCGACAGUGGAACUUGCUGCCAAGGAGUGUGGUGGAGUCUCCUUCUUUGGAGGUCUUUAA
Zootoca vivipara (common lizard) is the source of this 3941-nucleotide messenger RNA. RefSeq lists its product as uncharacterized. The record is from RefSeq and is a predicted model, not a curated record. Gene Ontology annotation, molecular function: DNA-binding transcription factor activity; RNA polymerase II cis-regulatory region sequence-specific DNA binding. NCBI's taxonomy places the organism in Eukaryota, Metazoa, Chordata, Lepidosauria, Squamata, Lacertidae. Gene Ontology annotation, biological process: regulation of transcription by RNA polymerase II.